This is a messenger RNA of Raphanus sativus (radish), 921 nucleotides long. Its product is annotated as ribonuclease 1-like. Gene Ontology annotation, molecular function: ribonuclease T2 activity; RNA binding. Gene Ontology annotation, biological process: RNA catabolic process. NCBI's taxonomy places the organism in Eukaryota, Viridiplantae, Streptophyta, Magnoliopsida, Brassicales, Brassicaceae. The coding region runs from base 126 to 812 and encodes 228 amino acids. The transcript has 4 exons. Gene Ontology annotation, cellular component: extracellular region. The record is from RefSeq and is a predicted model, not a curated record.
CACAUACAAGGAAAGAGAUAAUCUCUUUUCACAUUCCUCUGAUUUUGUUCCCCUAUAUAUAUUCAUCAAUAACAAUCUCGAUCUUACAACUUCAAAUCUCCAAACUACAAUCAAUCGUUUCGAAAAUGAAGCUGCUUCAUGCGUCACUGUGUUUGAUCAGUCUUCUCCUGAUCUUGCCUUCUAUCUUCGCUGCUUCUUCUAAAGAUUUCGAUUUCUUCUACUUCGUCCAACAAUGGCCAGGAUCAUACUGUGACACAGAGAAGAGUUGUUGCUUUCCAACUUCGGGCAAACCAGCUGCUGAUUUUGGAAUCCACGGUCUUUGGCCUAAUUACGAAGAUGGAACUUAUCCUUCUAACUGUGACGACACUAAACCAUUUGAUUCAUCAUCGAUAUCGGAUCUGAUUAGCUCGAUGGAGAAGAGCUGGCCUACACUGGCUUGCCCGAGCGGCUCAGGCGAAGAUUUUUGGGAACAUGAAUGGGAGAAGCAUGGUACUUGCUCCGAGUCGGUUAUUGACCAACAUGAGUAUUUCCAAACCGCUCUUAACCUUAAGCAGAAAACCGAUCUUCUUGGAGCUCUAACUAAAGCCGGAAUCAAUCCGGAUGGAAAAUCUUACAGUAUAGAGAGCAUUAGAGACGCAAUUAAAGAGUCAACGGGUUUCACUCCAUGGAUUCAAUGCAACACAGACGGGUCUGGCAAUAGCCAAUUGUACCAGGUCUAUCUUUGUGUUGACCAGUCUGGUUCCGGUUUAAUCGAAUGUCCGGUUUUCCCUCAUGGAAAAUGUGGAGCCGAUCUCGAAUUCCCUACUUUCUAAUACUCUUUUUCUAAUUUCUUAAUCUAUUGAAUCGGAUAUUGGGUUCGUUAUUAUAAAUUUAUAAUUGGUGCUGUAAUAAAAAUCUAUAUAUGGAAUUGGAUUUGAUUGA